This is a messenger RNA of Quercus lobata, 2102 nucleotides long. Its product is annotated as MLO-like protein 6. Gene Ontology annotation, cellular component: membrane. The coding region runs from base 173 to 1900 and encodes 575 amino acids. Gene Ontology annotation, biological process: defense response. The transcript is spliced from 15 exons. NCBI's taxonomy places the organism in Eukaryota, Viridiplantae, Streptophyta, Magnoliopsida, Fagales, Fagaceae. The record is from RefSeq and is a predicted model, not a curated record.
AUCCAGCUUUAAUAUAACAUGCGUGAUAGCUGCAAUCAUUAAAUCUUUGUGGUGGACAACUUGUAAAGAGGUAUCCAUAUCUUCAUCCCUGCAGCAAUCUCUUCCAUUUUUAUUUUUUAUAAUUCUAAACUUUCUUAAGAGUUUUGCUUCGAUCGAGGGCAAGGACACUGUGAUGGCCGUAGGAGAGUAUGAACGUACACUAGAGGAAACGCCAACAUGGGCUGUUGCGGUGGUGUGCUUCGUGUUGGUUCUUAUUUCUAUCUUCGUUGAACAUAUUAUUCAUAUCAUUGCAAAGUGGCUAAAAAACAAACACAAAAGAGCUCUCUAUGAAGCCCUUGAAAAGAUCAAAGGAGAGCUUAUGAUAAUGGGAUUCAUAUCCUUGCUCCUAAUAAUGCUUCAAACACCCAUUACUAAUAUAUGCAUACCCAAGAGUGUUGGAGCCACUUGGCACCCUUGUAAAAAGGGUGACAAGAGUAGUAGCGCAUACACAGAAUCCCAGAAUGAAGGACGGAAAUUACUCCAAAUUUUGGAUUCUGACUUCGGUUCGCGAAGAAUGUUAGCUGCAAAAGUAAUUGACAAAUGCACAACAAAGGGUAAAGUGGCCUUGGUAUCUGCAUAUGGGAUUCACGAGCUUCAUGUAUUCAUUUUUCUGUUAGCUGUUGUUCAUGUGCUCUACUGCAUCAUCACCUUGGCUUUGGGUAGAACUAAGAUGAUAAAAUGGAAGGUUUGGGAGGACGAAUCAAAGACACUUGAAUACCAAUACUAUAACGAUCCAGAGAGGUUUAGGUUUGCAAGAGAUACAACAUUUGGGCGAAGACAUUUGAACUUUUGGAGCAAGUCACCAAUUUUACUUUGGAUUGUGUGUUUCUUCCGACAAUUCUUUACCUCAGUUACCAAGGUUGAUUACCUUACACUGAGACAUGGAUUUAUCAUGGCACAUUUGGCACCUGAAAGUGAAACAAAAUUCGAUUUCCAAAAAUAUAUUAGCAGAUCACUUGAAGAGGAUUUCGUAGUUGUGGUGGGGAUCAGUCCAAUCGUAUGGUUCUUUGCUGUGUUAUUCCUACUGUCCAACACAUAUGGAUUGAAUUCUUAUUUAUGGCUACCAUUUCUCCCAUUAAUUGUAAUACUCUUGGUGGGGACAAAGCUACUAGUGAUAAUUACAAAAAUGGGGCUAAGCAUUCAAGAUAGAGGUGCUGUGGUUAGGGGUGCACCUGUGGUGCAGCCAGGUGAUGACCUCUUCUGGUUUGGUCGCCCCAAGUUCAUUCUCUUUCUCAUUCACUUGGUUCUUUUUCAGAAUGCAUUUCAAUUGGCCUUCUUUGCUUGGAGUACGUAUGAGUUUGGCUUAAGGAAUUGCUUCCAUAGGCGCACUGCAGAUAUUGUCAUUAGAAUCUCAAUGGGGGUCGUCAUACAAUUUCUAUGCAGUUAUGUGACUUUGCCUCUCUAUGCUUUGGUGACUCAGAUGGGAUCUACCAUGAAACCCACCAUUUUUAAUGAUAAAGUGGCAACAGCAUUGAAAAAUUGGCACCGCACAGCCAAAAAGAACACUAAGCAUAGCAAUCAUUCUGAGAGUACUACACCCUUUACAAGUAGGCCAGCAACUCCAACACAUGGCAUGUCCCCGGUACACCUCUUGCACAACUAUCACCAUAGCAGCCUUGAUAGCACGCAUGCAUCUCCAACAAGGUUUAAUGUCGAAAAUGAUUAUUCGGACAUAGAAGAAGUGCCAUCCCCAAGUAACAAAAGUGGACCCAAUGAGGAUCACUUUAGUAGGCAUUCCGAGCUGCAAGAGAGGCCAGCAAUUCAAGAUCCUAGCUCAAUGCAAUUGCCUCCAGCUCCAGGACCCAUUCGUAAUCAACAUGAAAUCAACAUUGGUUCAUCGGAUUUCUCCUUUAGCAAAUGAAUAAGCCAAUGGAGAUUGGAUCAUAGGAGACUGUUACAUACUUGUGCAUUUUUUGUACAUGACAGAUUGUUGGCACUUGUGCACCAGUAGUGGCAAGGAUGAUUCAAGCAUUUGUAAUUAGGAUUGGCAGUUUUUUUUUUUUUUUUUUUUUCGAGGGCUUGAGGCAUCGUGAAUAAUACUUUUCUUUUUACAAGCGAAAAAA